AUGCUCCCUCCGCAGUUUUGGACCUCGCCGCAGAGACUUCGGUUCAUGCUUGAGGAUGCCAAGAAGCAGGAAGUCUCAUCUUUCCCAAAGCUUUUGCAGCACCUGGCAAUGAUGGCGUCGUCUCCUCGGCCCAACAGCAGCCCAGGACAGCUGCAGUUUUCGGCCAAGUGGUUCUGGAAGGAAGGCAGCUUGGACAGGUUGCCACGGCAGCACCUUUUGCAACUAAUAAAGUCUUGCAACACCGUGCCGCCAUUCAAAAGGGCAACCGCCAGAUUUGCUCCCAAGUCAUCGCUGGUGUCCUGGCUUACCACUGAAGCCACAUCGAUCAGCAACGACGAUCUGGCUCUCAGAAAGCAGUUUUACGACGAAGCAAAAGCACGCAUUUCCGGGCAGGAGGAAGGGUCGAAACUGAAUCUGACGGCUCCGGAAGUUCUGCUUCUAUGCUGGGAGAGGGGGCUGUUGAGAUCGCAGCACUGGCCGGACGCCCACCUGCGAUGGGCAGCGGAUGGUGCUACCAGUGGCAGCGCGGGUACUGCUGUCGACGAACCGAUUCCGGAGGCAGAGGCGAAAGCGAUGCUCGGAAGCUUGAGAGCCUACCUGUCCCUCUACGAUUCGCCAUCGGCGACUCGGAACCUGCGGGGCCGCUCCCUGGAUGAUUCUGUCGGUGCCGAUUACGAUGUUUUGUCUUCAUGCGGUACUGGCGCUGCCCUCCCGCCAUCGAUGGUGUUGCACGCUCCAGCGUUGCUUCGCAUCACGCAUUCCGCCAACGGCUCUGCUUCCCCCCUCUGCCAUCUGCGAGUCGAGAGCGCCACAAGAUAGCUUACUCAUUGUGCGACGGCCCUGCCCGCCUCCUACUUGCUGUGUUGUUUAAAUUGCGGCCGGUUUCCCCCCCACACACUUUAGUUUCGAAAUGUAGGAUAUGGAUUGCUUUUGUGUUCGAUCAGCACGACUUCUCUGUCGUUCGUGGGAUGGACGCGGUACCUUAUUGGUUAACCCGAAGAACGUGUUUGUG
Ectocarpus siliculosus is the source of this 1012-nucleotide messenger RNA. NCBI's taxonomy places the organism in Eukaryota, Phaeophyceae, Ectocarpales, Ectocarpaceae. The record is from the annotation of a GenBank genome assembly.